Molecule: messenger RNA, 1620 nt
Organism: Meira miltonrushii
Lineage: Eukaryota; Fungi; Basidiomycota; Exobasidiomycetes; Exobasidiales; Brachybasidiaceae
Exons: 7
Coding region: 1-1620 (539 amino acids)
Source: RefSeq, a predicted model, not a curated record
AUGCAACAAACAGAUGAAUUACAAAAAAGCCUGCAAGCAUCAAUCGCUACACCCUAUUAUCAUAUUAAAUCACCCUUUCCGCUUGAGCAUGACAGGCGCUUUUUGGAUCCAAGUAGGGGCAGCAGUUUGGCAAUGCAAAGGCGAAGACAGAAAACACCUUCUGAAAGCGUUCGUUGUUAUUGGGCAAUACUAUCUAUACGACCUGCAGAGAUUGGGAAUAUGUUGAAUAAAGCAAACUUGGUCUUCCUCCACCUUGAUCCAACUAUGGAGGAUUCAUUGGGCUAUAGCGUCGAAUCGCUUAUGGGCACAAGCGCGCUGGAUUUAGUUCAUCCAAAUGAUGCCAAGAGGGUCGGAACGAGCAUCUUGCAGUAUGUAAUGGAGAAUAGAAGCGAAAGUAAGGUGCUUCGAUGUACUAUGAAAAGCGUCUUGUCGGAAGAAGAUCACCAAUUAACUGAUCUCAGCAUGGACCUAAUUGGAGAUGAAAUGUUGCUAUGCUUCUUUCAUGCUGUUGAUGAUAGAUCUAAACAAGAUUACAAUCCGGAGGAUAAAAGUCAAUGGACAAACUGGUGCGAAACGUCUUUAAGUGCUUUUGACGAUCAACAUUGUCAAACGCUAUGGGAGCACAUUUUGGCAGUAAGACUAAUCAACCCAUCAUCAAUGUAUGGGAACCAAGAAUCACUUUUCACUUGGGCACUGCGCUCUGGCCAGCAACAAGAACUAGAAAAUUGGACCCCACAAACCCGUCCAAGCCAGUCAUCUUCUAAGCCCGCAUCCACGCAUCAAUCGGACGAAUCAUCAGCAAUCUCAUUCUCCACUCGACACCCAGAACAAGUAACUGACUUCCCUGCAUUACAGAAUGAUGACGUGCAAUCCAAUUCGUCCGCACAUGCAAAUGAAUUUUCGACUUUUCCCCCUAUGACCGAGGCUGUGCUUGCAUCUUCAGUGAAGUGCUUGGCAUGCGGAACUUCAAAGAGUCCAGAAUGGCGAAGAGAAUUUUCCAAGCACGUACGGCUCGCAAAGCUUCCUCGAACGUUUUUCGUUGCACCUCAUCGGACUAUGGACGAACUUGUACGGCUAAACGAAGGUAAAUACCAUUCCGACAAAUGUUAUAUAAGUGUCAAGUUACGGAGUUCUUCUCGAUCGUCACGCUACCACGAUACAAUGACAUUAAGUGAAGGUAGUUCAUGCGAAGAAGAUGGAAAAUUUUUGGAAAGAUUGCGUGCUUCUCUACGCAAUCGAACAAAGAAAGAGACUAGUGCAAACCAACAUGAAUAUGCUACAAACUCGCCACUUUCGAUGACAUCUCAAACGGUAGCUGGUGAUCAAUCACAAUUGGCGGCUCCCGAAAACUACCAACGCAAACUCAGGAUACAAGACGUAUCGCGUGAGACAAUCUCAUCGGACUUUUCCACUUGUUUACAAGCGCAAAAUGAAGCAUUGCAAUCGAGUAUAUGGGGUAUUGCAAGUCUCGAGCACACAUCAUUCACCGCGCAAGAGGUCGAUGCGCUUGAUCGGUUUCGAAGUGCAACAUCUCAGCUCUCUGCGAUGGCGCUGUUGCUACAUUGCACCGGUCGAGACCACCAGCCAACAGAUCGCAGGUUUAGUAUGACCCGACCUUGA